GCGAGUGCGGUGUCGAGAGCGUGCGUGUCCGCCGCCGCAGCCAUCGACAGCCUUCAAGCGCUUUCCCGUACGCGCCGCUUCCACUGCCUUGGAGCAUGUCGUCGUAUCGUCGGGCCCGUGGGACCAGCGCCGGCCGUGGAGCGGGAAAGGGGCGGAGGCAGCCGCAACCCGCCGCUGCUGGGUUCGCCGCCGCGCGACCGGAUCCUGGGGAUCGCCUGCCCAAAUUUUCGCUGGCGCCCUACGCCGCGGCUACGGGGUCUCCCUUCUAUUUACCACAACAAGUCGAUGAGAAGACCCUGCUCAGCCUCAAGAGGAUCGCGGAGACCCGCGCGCCCCGGAACAGUGAAGCUGCGUGCCUACGCCUUGGCAUCGCUUUGUCCGAGGCCGCUGGAGUCGCAGAAAUGGGCGCGGAGGCGCUCCAGUACCACGCAGACAAACAGCUCGGCAAUCUGGGCCUGGACGAGCUGGUAGAGUUCAUGGGGAGCGAGGCAGGGCAGACGUACGUCGCAGCCGCCAAGGCCCUCAACAAGACCAACAAUGCCCUGGAGAAUGAAGAGGAUGUGAAAGCCGCCGUGGAUGGCUGGGUCGGCUCGCUGAACGCGCUGCUGCCACAUCAGAAGAGCAUCCGGAAGCUGGCGCAGGUGAGCGCCCGCCUGUACCUGUGGAGCAUGGACUCCCUGGAGCAGCUGGCUUUGCUCAAGUACCCAGCAGCCGUGUUGGAGCAUGUGGCCGUGGACAACCCGGCCCUGGAGCUGAAGGCCGUGAAGGCUCUGGUGGAGAAUCCCCGAGUCAGCGCGCUGCGGGCCGCAUUGGUUGCUUCCUACACCAAAGCGAUCUUCGGCCAAGGGCAGAAAAAGGGCGGAAAUGCAACCUUGUGGCUUCCAGUCCAGAGGACGCCGCCAGCUCCAGCACUGGCACGCAAAAAAGCGGCAGCGCGAGCGACCAGCAGUGAGGAGAGCCAAAAGGAGAAGAAGAAAAGAAAGGCCAAGAAGGACGGCCCCGCCCCGCUGAAGGACGCGCUGUACGAUGAAAUCGACCGGGACGCCAAAGUGAGCGUCGAUGACGCUCUCAAGGCGCUAUUCAAGAAGCAGUCCUCGGUGGAAGAGUUGGCCAACUGGGCCGUCCAUACCUUGAAUGAAGAUCUCACAAUGAGCCCGGCCGAU
Molecule: messenger RNA, 1163 nt
Organism: Durusdinium trenchii
Lineage: Eukaryota; Dinophyceae; Suessiales; Symbiodiniaceae
Source: the annotation of a GenBank genome assembly